This is a messenger RNA of Cucurbitaria berberidis CBS 394.84, 2217 nucleotides long. Its product is annotated as glycoside hydrolase family 36 protein. Gene Ontology annotation, biological process: carbohydrate catabolic process. The record is from RefSeq and is a predicted model, not a curated record. The coding region runs from base 1 to 2217 and encodes 738 amino acids. Gene Ontology annotation, molecular function: alpha-galactosidase activity. The transcript has 3 exons. NCBI's taxonomy places the organism in Eukaryota, Fungi, Ascomycota, Dothideomycetes, Pleosporales, Cucurbitariaceae.
AUGUUUGGCUCUCAGGGGUUUCUUGUGUUGACGCUGUUGGCAGGUGCAGUUGCUGGCCAGGAUGCAAUCACUGCGACUGGGACAAACUUUACGCUGAGCGCUGAUGGCAUGUCAUACCUGUUUCACGUUGACACUUCGUCUGGAGAUCUCUUAUCCGACCACUUUGGAGGACCGGCUACCGAGUUUACGCCACCAGCGACCAUCUUGCCUUAUGGAUGGCAUGAGACUCAAGGCAAUCUUCGCCGCGAGUUCCCAGACAUUGGCCAUUACGACUCCCGAUUGCCUGCCAUUCAUAUUGAGCAUGCCGACGGCGACACAGUCUCUGCAUUACGCUAUCAGUCGCAUGAUAUCGUUCAAGGCAAGCCGUCGCUACCCGGACUGCCCGCGACAUAUGGAGGAGCAGGCAACGUGACGACCUUGAUCGUGCAGCUGUACGAUAACGUGUCUGAUGUCUCGGCCGCGCUGUCAUAUUCGAUAUUUCCAAAGUACAACGCUGUUGCGCGGAGUUUCAGCAUUACGAACAAUGGUUCAAACGAUAUUCGCAUCGAAAGAGCGGCAAGCUUCAGCACCGACUUUCCCAACGUGGACCUGGAAAUGAUUGAACCGCACGGCGAUUGGUCUCACGAGUUCAACACCGUGAGGAGGAAGGUUGACUAUGGCGAAACCACCUUCCGGAGCACAGAAGGAUACGCAUCGCACGUUCACAACCCCUUCUUUGCGCUUGUAUCACCAACUACUACCGAAAGCACUGGCGAAGCUUGGGGAUUCAACUUGGUCUGGACAGGCAGCUUCCAAGCAACGGCAGAGAGGUUUUCGAACGGCUAUGUCCGCGUGCUGUUGGGACUAAACUCGCUGCACACCAGCAUUAAAGUGCAGCCAGGCAAGUCAUUCCAGUCUCCGGAAGCUGUUGCGGUUUAUUCUUCCAAAGGAAUUGGGGGAGUCUCUCGAUCUUUCCACGACUUGUACCGCAACCAUCUCUCGCGCUCCAAAUUCACCCACGAGACUCGCCCUAUCCUGUUGAAUUCGUGGGAAGGUUUAGGAUUCAACAUCAACCAGACCUCAUUGGUCAAAUUAGCAGGCGAGGCAGAGGAGCUUGCUAUUGAGCUUUUCGUGAACGAUGAUGGUUGGUUCGGUGUCGAGUACCCGCGUAACAAUGACUCCCUGGGCCUUGGUGACUGGACACCCAACCCGGCCAAGUUCCCAGAUGGUCUACGCCCUUACGUCGACCAGGUGAACAACUUCUCUGUCUUGAACUCCUCAACGUCGCUGCAGUUUGGUAUUUGGGUCGAACCAGAGAUGGUUAAUCCCAACUCGACUUUGUAUCGCGAACAUCCGGAUUGGGUCUUACACGCCGGGAAGCACCAAAGGACGCUCACCAGAAACCAACUUGUUCUCAAUGUGGGCCUGCCAGAAGUACAAGACUUCAUCAUCAGCACUGUAUCACGCGUUCUCGACUCAGCAAACAUCCAGUACGUAAAGUGGGAUAACAACCGCGGUAUGCAUGAGUUAUCUCGCCCAUCAGACGACUACACCUACAUCCUCGGUCUCUACCGCGUGAUCGACAACCUCACAACGCGCUAUCCCAACGUACUAUGGGAAGGCUGCGCAUCUGGCGGUGGACGCUUCGACGCAGGCUUACUAUACUAUUGGCCUCAGCACUGGACAUCAGAUAACACGGAUGCAGCGAACCGACUUACAAUCCAAAUGGGAACGUCUUUCGUCUACCCGCCGUCAGCAAUGGGCUGCCACAUCUCCGCGAUUCCCAACGGCCUUACAAAACGUAACAUCAGCAUUGAAUACCGCGGCCACGUCGCCAUGAUGUGCGGCUCCUUCGGCCUCGAGCUCAACCCAGAAGAACUCAAACCCGAAGAAGCAUCUGCCGUCCCCGCCAUCAUAGCCGAAGCGCAUCGCGUCAAUCCCAUCGUUAUCAGCGGUGAUUUCUACCGCCUAGCGCACCCUGAUAGCAGUAACUGGCCUGGAGUGCAGUUCGUUAGCGAAGAUGGAAGUCAGAGCGUGGUGUUUGCGUUUCAGCAGAUGUAUGUGGUUAAGCCUGCGCCGCCGCCGCUGAGACUGCAGGGGUUGGAUGCGAAAGCAAGGUAUAGUAAUAAUUUGGAUAAUGCGACGUAUAGUGGGGCUACGUAUAUGAAUGGCGGGUUGAAUAUUGCGUGGCCGAGGGCGGAUUAUCAGAGUAAGCUUAUCUGGUUGCAGAAGCAGUAG